AUGGCGCCCUCCAAGUUCGAAGUGCGCGGGUACACCGACCACAAAAGCCCCCAGCCCGCAUCGCCCAGUGCCAGCGUGAUCCUGAUAUCACCCACCAACGAGAUCCUUCUGCUCCAUCGUGUACAGACAUCCUCGGCUUUCCCCUCGGCACACGUCUUUCCCGGCGGCAAUCUCGAGGCAUCGGAUGGCGAAGUGCCCUCGAACCCGACGGAUGUGAAGCGCCAUCUUGACAGCAUUGCGUACCGAACGGGCGCGAUCCGCGAGCUGUUCGAAGAGACGGGCAUCCUUCUGGCGCGGGAGUCGAGAGAUGCAGCAGCUCUACUCUCUGUGUCGCACCAAGCGCGAAAGAGCGGGCGCGACGCUGUCCACAAGGGCAAAAUCCCAUUUGCGUCCUGGCUAAGGACGAUAUCCCCCCAGGCUGUUCUGGAUACAGAUCGCCUCAUCCCUUUCACGCACUGGGUUACUCCGCCAAAUGUGCCCAAGCGCUUCACUACGCAGAUGUACGUCUAUUUCAUCGGCCUUGAGGAGGCGGGGAACCCGUCAUGGCGCGCGACGGGCGACGAGGUCGAGACCAUGGCUCCUGAGUGGCGGAGGGCGAGUGACUGGUUAGCGCGUGGACGGAGCGGAGAGAUCAUCUUGUUCCCCCCCCAGUUCCUUCUACUAUAUUUGAUCUCGGAAGUGUUAGAUCGUGGGGUUGUCGGCGGGCAGGCCGAGGGUGGUGAGGAACUGCUGCGGAAAAGAGAAGAGCUGCGGCGCAAGAUUGGGGAGCAAGGGUCGCCGCCGUGGAAAGACAAGUUUAUCAGCCCAAUUGGGUUGCAGUUUGGUCGGAAAGAUGGACGAUCGGUGUUGGCUUUGGAUAAGCCGGGGCCGGAGUUGAAGGAGAGUGGAUUGAAAGGGGAUUCCGAGUAUGUGGUGCUGGUCAAGUUUAGUCAAGAGGGGCCUAGACAGGUGGAAGUUGGCUUGAGGAGGGAUGUCUUGAAGGGGAAGGGAACGAAGUUAUAG
This is a messenger RNA of Rhinocladiella mackenziei CBS 650.93, 1002 nucleotides long. RefSeq lists its product as uncharacterized. The record is from RefSeq and is a predicted model, not a curated record. Bases 1 to 1002 code for a protein of 333 amino acids. Gene Ontology annotation, molecular function: hydrolase activity, acting on acid anhydrides, in phosphorus-containing anhydrides. NCBI's taxonomy places the organism in Eukaryota, Fungi, Ascomycota, Eurotiomycetes, Chaetothyriales, Herpotrichiellaceae. Gene Ontology annotation, cellular component: mitochondrion. The transcript has a single exon.